AUGGUCGUCCUCACUUCAACAGUAGAGGCGGAGGAUCAAUAUUUGGGUGAUCACACUCCAAUCCAAGUUUGUGAGAAUUCUGUUUCGAGUGAAAAGAAAAAUGUUUCGAGUACUUCUAUUGAUGAAAUUCUGUGCAAGCGUGUUGCAUCCCUUGAACAAUCAAUGAUGGAAGUGGUUGCUUAUAUACGGAUGAAAAAUUGCGGAGAAUUGAAAAGAACAAGAAGAAGCAAGGUGAAGGAAAAGGUAGUUUUUGAAGUCGAAGAAGAGAAGAAAGAAGAAAAAAAGGUGGAAAAGGCAGUUGAUGAGUUUAUAGAAGACGAGAAUGAAGAAGAAAAAGAGAAUGACAAUGCAGUUGAUGAAGAACAAGAGAAGGAGAAGGCAACAGUUGAUGAAGAAAAAGAGAAGGAGAAGGCAGCAGUUGAUGAAGUUGAUGAAAUAGGAGAAGAAAAAACAGAAGAAGAAAAACUUCCAGAAGAUGAGAAGAUAGAAGAAUUAGAAGAAGUUCAAGAGCAGGAGAAGUUACAAGGAAAAGAAGGUCUGGCCACUGAUGUGGCAGAAGAGGAGAAAAAAGAAAAAAAAGAUGAAAAAGAUGGUGAUUCUAUUUCAGUGGACGUGAUGGAUAUUAUUAUGGAACGCAAUAGUGAGGAUGCUAGUGAGGAGAAAUAUGAAAAAGAUAGUUAG
This is a messenger RNA of Solanum dulcamara, 681 nucleotides long. RefSeq lists its product as uncharacterized. The record is from RefSeq and is a predicted model, not a curated record. The transcript has 2 exons. Bases 1 to 681 code for a protein of 226 amino acids. Lineage: Eukaryota; Viridiplantae; Streptophyta; Magnoliopsida; Solanales; Solanaceae.